AUGAUCGAUUCCAUGACAAAGCAUUCCUGUGGCAUUACUGGAGGCAUAGAAAUUUGUAUCACAUAUCCCACUGAAUAUGUCAAAACGCAGCUGCAAUUGGAUGGAAAAGCUGGUGCUGGCAAAGAAUACACGGGAAUAGCUGAUUGCGUUACCAAGACCAUCAAGACUCGCGGUUUUUUCGGCUUAUACAGAGGCUUGUCUGUUCUGCUUUACGGGUCUAUACCAAAAUCAGCGGUGCGGUUUGGUGCUUUCGAGACAGUGAAGAAGCAACUGGUGGAUACGGAUGGAAAGCUCAAUCCGCAAAGAAGGCUCCUCGCGGGUCUUUGUGCCGGUGUAUGUGAAGCUAUUUUUGCGGUUACCCCGAUGGAAACAAUUAAAGUGAAAUUCAUCAACGAUCAACGAUCAGCGAAUCCAAGAUUCCGAGGUUUUUUCCAUGGAGUGCGCAUGAUUGUGAAGGAACAUGGUUUCAAAGGAGUAUACCAGGGAGUAGUACCCACAAUCUUGAAGCAAGGAUCCAAUCAAGCCAUUCGCUUCUUCGUGAUGGAAACGUUAAAAGACUGGUACAAAGGAGAUGAUAAUAGUAAAAGUGUUCCUAAAGUAGUCGUCGGUGCAUUUGGAGCAGUUGCUGGCGCAGCAUCAGUUUUUGGAAACACACCUAUUGAUGUCAUCAAAACUAGGAUGCAGGGAUUGGAAGCUUCGAAGUACAAAAAUAGUAUGGACUGUGUGAUUCAAGUAUGGAAGAAGGAGGGUCCAAUGGCAUUUUACAAAGGAACCAUUCCACGAUUGGGCCGAGUAUGUUUAGACGUCGCUAUAACAUUCAUGAUAUAUGAUUCUUUCAUGGAACUUUUCAACAAAGUAUGGCCUUAGGUCUGUUGCAUUUUGUAUAUACGUAUAUGACAACAUUCUAUCCUUUUAC
This is a messenger RNA of Pogonomyrmex barbatus (red harvester ant), 916 nucleotides long. RefSeq names its product mitochondrial citrate transporter scheggia (gene sea). NCBI's taxonomy places the organism in Eukaryota, Metazoa, Arthropoda, Insecta, Hymenoptera, Formicidae. Gene Ontology annotation, molecular function: citrate secondary active transmembrane transporter activity. Gene Ontology annotation, biological process: mitochondrial citrate transmembrane transport. Gene Ontology annotation, cellular component: mitochondrion. The record is from RefSeq and is a predicted model, not a curated record.